Molecule: messenger RNA, 2181 nt
Organism: Sordaria macrospora k-hell
Lineage: Eukaryota; Fungi; Ascomycota; Sordariomycetes; Sordariales; Sordariaceae
Cellular component (GO): cytoplasm; microtubule; membrane
Molecular function (GO): GTPase activity; microtubule binding; GTP binding
Source: RefSeq, a predicted model, not a curated record
AUGAGCACCCCACACAACAGGGUUAAAGGCGUCCAAGGUCUCGACAGCCUAGGAAACCACAUCUACCUAGAGAAGCAAGAUCGUCUCAGAGAUAUUGGCAUCGACAUACAGACCUCCCAGAUCGUCGUAGUAGGCGGCCAAUCCUCCGGCAAAAGUUCACUCCUCGAACUCCUGACCGGCUUCGCCUUUCCCCGAGGCCAGGGUCUCUGUACGCGGUAUGCCACGCAGAUCACACUGCGCAGGAACCCGGCUGUGAGCAUUGUGAUUUCGAUCACGCCAAGGAAUGAUUGUGGUGAGGAGCUUAAGGCGGAGCUGAGAGAGUUUAGGAGGGAGUUGGAGGAGUUUGAUCCGAAGGAGUUGGGAAUGAUUAUUGAGGAUGCUGCUGCGGUUAUGGGCAUUCGUUCCGGUGAUAACAAGGACGACACGUCUUUGCCGAUGUUCAGUGAUGAUAUCUUGAAGGUUGAAAUUUCGGGUCCUGAUCAACCUCACCUUACCGUCAUCGAUGUGCCUGGACUGUUCCAGGUUACCGGGGAUGCAGGAAUCACUGAACUGGACAAGACCAUGGUGGAGAGAAUGGUGAAGAGAUACAUGGCAAAUGAGAGAACAAUUGUUCUAGCAGUUGUACCUGCUCUUUCUGAUCCAGCCACGGAACGCAUCCUUCAGCUGGCCAAGGAAGCCGACCCGUCCGGUGUCCGGACUAUUGGCGUUCUUACCAAAGCCGACUUGGUCUAUGAGAAAGCCGUCCUCAGCAAUUUGCUCAGGCAGGUGCAAAGUAGUACUCUCAAGCUAGGCUACUUCAUUGUUCGUAAUAGAGGUGCCGAUGAAGACGACCUCUCUGUCGACCAAUGCAAGCUUAAGGAACGCGAGCUCUUUCUCAAGCCUCAGUGGAGUGAGAUAACUCGCAUUGGCCGUACUGGAGUUGGAGCUCUCCGCGUUGAGCUUCAGAACUUGCUGAUGGACCUGGCCAAGCGUGAACUGCCGAAGCAGAAGGCUGAAGUCAUGAACAGGCUCUCUGAUUGCCAGGAUAAACAGAGAGAAAUGGGGAUCGCCAGACCGGAUCCUGUCACACAGAGAGAAUACCUUACGAAGCAUGCCUCCAAAUUUGAGCGCAUUUCUCGAGAUGCGCUGGAGGGACGAUAUGGAGUGAACCCAAUCUUCGCCGAAAAGCCCGAACUUAGGCUGAUCACCAAAAUUAUCAGUUUGAACGAAGGGUUCUCAGACCUGAUGUGGAAAAAAGGUCACUUACGCAACUUCGUGGGUAGCACUCCCAAGGAAAAGACGAGUAGAUACGACGCCGACGGCUCCGAACAGUUCGAGUACGAAAAACUGGCAAACGAAGCCCAUGGUGUCGCUUCUUCGUUCCCAGAACUCAGGAAUGUCUUCCCCAACGACAGUUUUGAGUGCGAACCCCCUUCAGAUGAUCCGAUCAUGGAACACAUCGGGCAAUGCCAUCAGGAGAGCAGAGGUCCGGAGCUCGGAACGUUUGGCGGAUCGAUGCUCCCCAUCACCUUUCGCGAACAAGCUCGAAAAUGGGCUCCGAUUGCCGAGGCCCACGUCCGUACGGUAAUCAUCAUGGUCCACUGCUUUAUCAAGCAACUGCUCUCCACCGUCUUUGUCGACGAGCGCAUGCGCGACGAGCUCUGGGAUUCAGUGCUUCUCGAUACGCUUGUGAACGCCUACAGCCGUGCCCUGCGCAAGGUUGACUACCUCAUCGGCAUCGAGCUCCGGAGUUGCCCAUCAACGUACAACCAUUAUUUCGCCGAUAACAUGCAGAAGUCGCGCACGGAGAGGUUGGAGGCCCAAGUCGCUGUUCUGGAGAAGGAAAACCAGGCUCAUGAGGAUAGCGCACCGGUAAACACAAGGGCCGAGCUGAAGAAGAUGGUCAGAGAGAAGAGCAACGCUGAGCAGGUCAAGGAGGAUAUCCACGACACGCUGAAGAGCUAUUACAAGGUGGCCAGAAAGCGGUUCGUCGAUGUCAUGUGCCAGCAGGCUAUUGACGACCACUUGCUGAACGGGGAGGAGAGUCCACUGAGGAUUCUGACGUCGGAUAUGGUGGCCAAGAUGAGCGAUUCGCAACUGGAUCGGAUUGCGGGAGAGGACGCCGCUACAAAGAGAGAGAGGAAGAUGCUCGAAGAUGAGAUUGCGGGGUUGAAUACUGCCUUGGAUGUUCUGCGAAGCUGA